AUGUUAGAUUUCGCGUUGCGUGGGAAAAGUAAAUCGUUUCCUAAAAAACUCAGCUCCAUUCAGCCUGUUAUGGACAAGGACGGCGAGGGCGGCGAGGCGGGGAAGGCGCCGCCCGACGGCCUGCUCGAUGCCGCUGGUCUCUUUGGUGCUUAUUGGGGGCGCGAUGGAGGUGCCGGUGGUGGAGGGGGCAGUGCAGCGGCGGCGGCGCAAGCGCAGGCGGCGCUCUUCGGUUUUGGGGGUCGGUACCCACCGCCAACAACACUUGGUGUUGCCGCUAACCAAGCAGCGUCGCUCGGAUUACACCCUGCUGCCAGUGCAGCCUGGUGGUCAAUGGCAUCCCACCUGGCGGCUCAGGACUACUUAGCCCGUCUUCAAGCGUCGGGUCUAAACUUCCCACCUUUAGCAGACCCUUACGCUGCGUUGUCAGCGCUGUCGGGCGCUGGAUUGAAGCAGCCACCUAAACCUGGAAAACUGUCCUCAUCGAGAAAUGAGAGGUCAGGUAGAAGCAGUACAUCAUCCAGCACAUCAGCCAAGGACAAGAGCCCGUCGACAAGCUCCAGUUCUCAAAAUAUGAGAGCACAAUACGGUCUUCCGAAAACGUCAUCACCAUCGGCAAUGCAUUCUCAUUCGCAGUCUCUCUCAAGUCUCGCCUCUCUCAAUAGUCUGGUGUCUGCUUCUCAUCAGAGCAAGCCUAACAAACCGUCUGCACCCCCACCCUCGAAAAAGCCAUCCUCGUCCUCCGGUGUCUCGAGCUCAAAGGGUAAGGAGCGCGAGCUGGCGCUGCUGCGCGGAGACCUGAUGCUGGCGCAGGCGGCCGCUCACGGCGCCUACCACGCCGCUGUCGCCGCCGCCGCUAAGGGGAAGAAUAUGUCACCACUGUACCCGUUCGGCAUGCCCGGUUCAGACAAGGACCGACAUGCUGGUAUCGAUUCACUCACAGGUCUCCCGCACACCAUACUGAGUGAUCCAUCGUCAGUGCUCGGUGGAGUUCGAUUACCUCCGGACACGGAAAUAAUCAAGUAUACGUCAUCAUUAGCGGGACCCAAGGGUGGAGCAGGCGGAACGACGCGAGGUCGCAAGAAGACCAUCUCGCUGGACCCGCCGCAUGUCAGCCUACACCCCGCCGCCGAGCGACCCGACCGGACCGCGCCGCUGCCCAGCAAACGACCCAAACUGGACGAGUACGGCAAUUCCCGGUCGUCGGUUGAAGUGAUCCGCCUUCCAAACAAACCAGACCGGCCCGGGGCCAACUCCAUGUCCGGCACACCACCGCCUAACCUUUCUGACUAUGCAGGUAUAUCCCGAGAGCUAUUGCAGACAAUAGCUAGCCAGAGCGGCGUGAGCCUGGCCGCGCUGGAGCGACAGCUGGCUGGGUCUAGCGGAGCUGUCGGAGAUUACAGGACUGCAGAUUCAGGUUUAAACCUAAGCACAAAAAUGGGCUCUGAGUCCCCUCUUGACCUUGGCGUGAAGGUCGGAGCUGAUGAUGAUGCGCCUCUCAACCUCUCGCUGAAGCCUACUCCUGCAAGUUCACAAGCAUCAGACGCUCUGUCCCGUUUGACAUCGUUGAGCAGUUCUCUCAACGCCUCCUCAAGUCACGACAGAAUAUCCCGUCGCAAGCCGGGCGUGCGGCCGCGAAGGGCGGGCCCCGAGGCGGGCGAGUCGCCGCGCCCCAAGUCCAGCGGGAGUGAGGACAGUGAAUCUGUGGCGGGGUGGGCAGGUCGCGAAGGCCGGCCCCGCAACCUCGGGCGAGGCGUGAGCAAGCCCAAGAAGAACACGGUCGCGUCGCUGCUGGCGCAGAGCCGCGCGCUCGGCCUCAGGCCUGCGCUCGCGCACCAGCUGUUAGCUGAAACUGAUUUGGAAAAGCUCAAAGCUCUAUUAGGUGAGACAGCGAGCACCGACUCGGAAUGUCCGUCCGACAGUUGCCCGUCCGAUUCUGACGCGAGCGACACCAGCCGACGGACCAACGACGCCCAGUUAAGACUGCCACUGGCCUUGGGCUGGAAGCGUGUGACAGUCAUCAAAGGUCUAUCCCGGAACUGUAGCAUCAAGGGUGACGUCACAUACACGCCGCCUGAACCUCAUGCCGCCGCCAGUAUUCGUUCGAUGCAAGAGUUGCAAAAUUUCCUGGACUCAAACCCAUCGCCUCCGUUAUCAACGGAUAACUUCAGCUUCAGUGCUCGCACGGUGCUCGGAGAAUACGUCCAGCCCGCAGCUGAUGUUGGCGAACCACUUAUAUACAACGAAAAUGAAAUUAAUAAAAGGCUGGAGGAGGCGCGCGCGCUGUCGGGCGGGCGCCCCACGCCGCCGCCGCUGGACCGGCGCAUGGAGCUGGCGCGGCUGCAGCAGGCCGCUCGCGACGCGCGCCGCGACCACAGCGCGCGCUCGCGCGACCAGGCACGCCUAGAACGCUCAGAAAAAGCAGAACUCGCCAAGCGCGAGAAAGAAGUCCGAAGUCAACAACUGCUAGAGCAUAUCAACAAGAACCGUACGCAGUUGACCAUCGAGCCGCUGCCUACGAUUCCCAAAAGUGUGAUCGACGAGUGGAAAACACCCGACAUAGUGAUGGGACCAGCCACUAAGAGUUACAGGGACCGCAUUAUGCCUCCUAUAAGUCUAUCUCUCAUACCAGUUUCGGGUCCAAAAGACAGCCAGCAUUCUCCUAUAAAGACGUUAAAAUUCGAUCAGUCUGGAUGGAAAGAAGAUAUAGAAGAAUAUAAUGCAUUAGACAAAAUGAAAGAUUUCGCUGAAAAAGCAGCAUUUGAUAUGCCUAAACGAAAAGACAAACAAUACGAUUUCUCAAUAAAAACUAUCAAUGUAGAUAAAAGAUUAAAACCACCAGAAAAAGAGAACAAUCUAGAAAAAUUAAUCGAAUCAUAUUCUAGAAUAACAGAAUUUAUAAACGGCUGUGAUUGGUCGAAGUUACAAACUGACAGAAGGACUGAGGAUCCAAAGUCUUUAGAACAAAAAUAUUUAGACGCUAAAAACGAAUUUAUGUCCGAAAACCUUAUGCUCAUGCCGAAAGACACUUCUAAAUCGGUAUUGAAAGAGGUAAUCGACCUCAGUGAGGACGAUGACAAUAUAUUAACAGAUAUUAUAUCUAAGAAAAUUAGCAAAGGGACGUUUAAUAUUGGGAAAGAUGGCGCCCUGUCAAUAUCGGUGCACCCACUUGGCACUAAGGAAAUGUCACUGGCUAAAAGGAGAAAGCAGGAGGAGAUAGAGAAACAGAAAGUAGAAGAUCAAGCUAAGAGGCAACAGGAAAGAGAAAUAAAACGCCAACAAGCUAUUCUACUUAAAGAACAGGAGCGUGAACGAAGGCGACAGCAUACAACUUUUAUCCGUCAAUUGGACUCCCGAAGAAGAUGGGAAGAACGAGAAAGAAGAAAACACCAGAACUUACUGGACAGGCUGCUUGCUAAAGAGAAGAAACUGCAGCAAAGGCGAAAGGAAAUGGAACUGCUCUCUGAAUUGAGACGGCCACAAGAAGACUCAUCUCUAUCAGACCAGAAACCAUUGCCGACCCUUAACAGGAUCCCUGGGCUAAAGCUACCCGGACAGGCGAUGGCGGAUUUACUACAAGCGUAUGAGUUCAUACACAACUUCGGACAGACACUUGGAUUUGACAUGGAGACAAUCCCGACAUUGAACACGUUCCAAAUGGCGCUGCUGCCCGACUGCAGCGUGGAAGCUGAAGAGGAACUCAUUCAAGUUUUGACACAACUGCUUGUUACUGCUAUAGAGGAUCCAGGCAUCCCCCACCCAGGUCGACAUACAACCCUAUUAGGUCACGCCAUACGUAUGGGAGAUAUUACACCCCACAACUUGAGCGAAGUGCUGCGGAUAUAUCUGUACGCGAAUGCUACGGGUGAAAUCAAGGCUUUAACUGGUCUAACAGCAGAACGGGAGCGCGAACGUCGUAUAGCAGACCACCACCAGAACGAGUCCGAAAUGCAGCUGACCUGCGCUAACACCAAGAACGCAGCUUAUUACGAACAGUUACACAACAACGCCACAUACAAGCUGUCAGAGGCCCUUCGCGACAAGCCAUACUUGGCCUUGAAUGCGACAACCAAGGCUCGUAUCCUGGCCUACGUGUGCGACGAACUGUUACAGAACAAGGCCGUGUUGAGACAACUAGACACUUCUUUAGAACACCUCAACCAACUGAAGAAGGAACGAUAUCUCAUGGAUAUGAAGAUUAGGAAGGUACGAGUACUCCACCAGCGCAAGGUCCGAGCUGAACAAACAGAGAAGCAACAGCUUCUCGCAUUGGAAAGGAUGCAGAGGCUGGUGGAAGAAAGUGCAGCUAACCUUCUAACUUCACCACCUUUACAUGAUGACGAAAAUCAACAGAUUCAGGAUAAAGCAGAAACUCCUAAGAAAGCGGAUAAGGAAUCCUCUCCGCAUCCAGAAAGUGAGACAGAGAAGCAAACAGACCACUCUCCUUACAAGGAGAACCAACCCGAAGAGAGUGACAAGGAAUUAUCACCGUUAAAGGAUUUAUCAAAUAGUAUGAAGAACAAAGAGAUGUUGAAUAACAACAAGGAUGAAUGUUCCCCGCCUGAUGUUAAGAUUGAUAAGGAUAGUAUGAUUGGUGACUGUGACGCCAUUUUAAGUGAUUUGGAGAGCGAGGGCACACAACCAGAAGAGGAUGAAGACAAAAAUCUGUCGUCGGAAGAGCUGGCUCGUAAGCUGGAGAAGCUGUUGAAGCAAUCAGAACAGCAAUUGUUACAGCUCACCGCGGGAUCUCACGCCUUGAGGGCCACUUGCUACGGACAAGAUAGGUAUUGGCGUAGAUACUGGUCCCUGGGUAAAUGCGGUGGUAUCUACGUAGAGGCGAUGGAGUCAGCACAGCCGGAAAUAAUGCAGUAUCACCACCAGUUAGAGAAUAAUUCACUCAGGGGCACAUCUCUACAGGAUAUCAAGAAGAAGAAGAAAGCACCAAGAGAAAAGAAAGACUCCCUUCCAUCCGAAGCGGAGAAGCCGUCGGAGACGGAGGCGCAGAAGAAAGAAGAAGCUCUCAAGAGUGAACUGGAACUAAAGAGUAUCAAGUCAGAGUUGAACCUCAGCGACCACACACAGAUUAUUAAAUACGAACCGAAUGUUAAACAUGGCGCUUGUAAAGUUGAAGGUUCCUCAAUAAAAAUGGAAGAAAAAUAUAUCCAACAAAAACAACACAACGAGGAAGACAUGCUGGACAUCGAAGACUCCAUUCCAACUGCAUUUUUAGUCCAAAAGCCAACCCAUAAACCAAUGUUUGCCACACAAGCUGAACCAAUGGACAAACCACAAGAAAUCGUCAAAGUUGAAAAUGUCGUUAAAAACGAAUCAGAAAUAGAAGACCACGAAGAGACGAAAGACCAACUAGUCAAUAACUUAGAAGAGCUACGCAAAAUGGCUGAAGCAGUAUCUUCUCAAUUAGAUGCCGCUAAAAAAGCAGAAGCAGAAAUAAAAGAAGAGAGAAGAGAAGAGAAACAUAAAUCUGACCUAUCAGACGCGGUUCCCGCUCACCAGCAGUUGUAUACAAAAAUUUUAGAAGGGAAAUGGUUCUCUAUCUUAAGACACGAAAGUUCAUUUUUGAAUCACGUCAAUGACGCUGAGAAGUUGGAAGUGACGGAGUUCUGCGAUAACGAACACACUUGUUCUGAGGUCAUUUUGUGUCAGGGUCAUAAGUGGGAUGUGUCAAACAACUUGCAUUUAUUAAAUGACCCAAGCUUGUUCACCCUGAACAGCAUGGUGACGAGCGUUCAAGUGCCAUCCAAUAACGUUUACGCUGAUUCGAGCUUGACCAUGUCUGGGUUAGACCAAGAUAUGAUCGACUCUAGUGUUAAUAAUAAAGAUGGUGAUGUUCAGGAAACGGAAGCUGAGGAAGAAGGCAAAGAACAGGACAACGACUUAGAAAAAGAACUUCAAGCUGAUGCUCUAAAACACGACUUAUCGAUCCAGAAAGCUAAAGCCAACAGUCUCACCAGUCUAGGGCUGCUGAACUUCAACGCGCUGUCCACGUACGUGACCUGCGACAGUCCACCGCCCAUACAGAUGUCGCUCGAAGAGUUGGAGCAGCUGGAGUACUGCAAGGUGCAUGGGUUACCAAAGAAAGUUGAGGGGAACUUUGUACCUAGGGAGAUGAGACAUGGAUGGUGGCGUAUAACAGAAGCUGAUCAAGUAAGAGAGUUGAUGGAAGCUCUGCACCCGCGAGGAGUGAGGGAGAGGGAACUACAUCAUGCGUUAAGCAAUCAGUUGCCCACUGUCAAUAAUAAGCUAUACAUAGAAGCCGGUGAUAUCCUGGCUACGGAGCUAUGUGUCUCUCAUCUGGACCGAGUGAUCGCACAGAAUGGUGGUUUCCCUUCUCCUGAUUCUCCAUCUUCCUUCUCAGCGCACACUGCUAGAAGAUGUGAUAUGCAGUUAUUGAAUAUGGUGGAGGCGCUGGAGGAGCGCGUGGCGGCGGCGUCGAUGCAGGUGAAGGGCUGGCGGCCGGCGCGCGCCGAGUCGCCGCCCCCCCCCGCGGCCCCGCCCCCCGCGGCCCGCGCGCGCCGCAAGCUGCAGGCGCUCGAGGCGCACAUCGAGCGCCGCUACCUCAAGCCGCCGCUCGCGCUCAGGUACGCUAGUAACUCAGAAGUGACCCUCGGCGCUGUCCUGCAAGCUGAACAUGGAAAUGCGUCGGCAUCUUCACCCCAGAACUCGGAAAAUGAACGAACUAGCGAAGGAAAAGACAACAAGGGCAUAGCGCGCGGGCUGGCCACGUGGCGCGAGGCCGUGGCGCGCUGCAGCACGUCGGCGCAGCUCGCCAUGCUGCUGCAGGCGCUCGAGGCCGCCGUGGCCUGGGACAAGAGCAUCAUGAAGGCGAACUGUCAGUUUUGCUUGAGCGGUGACAAUGAAGACCAGUUGCUGUUGUGCGAUGGCUGUGAUAAGGGUUAUCAUACCUACUGUUUCAAACCGCGCAUGGACAAAAUACCAGAUGGUGAUUGGUACUGCUGGGAGUGCGUGAACAAGGCUCGCGGGGAGCGCGUGUGUAUCGUGUGUGGCGGCGCAAACGGCUCGGGCCGCACCAUCCCUUGCGCGCUGUGCUCGCGCGCCUACCACCAGGACUGCCACUAUCCACCGCUACUCAAGCUGCACUGUACUGUACUGUACUGUACUACCAACGGCUCGGGCCGCACCAUCCCUUGCGCGCUGUGCUCGCGCGCCUACCACCAGGACUGCCACUAUCCACCGCUACUCAAGAAUCCUCGUGGGAAAUGGUAUUGUUCUCAAUGCAUUUCCCGCGCGCCACCCAAGAAGCCUCGGAACACGAAGAAACGUGACACGAAGCAUCGAGAACUGAACACCAGCGUCGACUUAGAUCAGAACAUGGUGCCUAGCCCAGCAGCUUCCCACGCUUCUACAUCCACCACAGCGGAGGAGUGUUCGGGCAGCGUGCUUCACACCCCAGAGAAGCAUGAAGACAAGUUGGACGACACGUUGCCCGACAGCGAGAACGGUCUCAACCAUCAUGCUGGCGAGCUCAGCGCUGAAGAAGGGCCUCCAGAGAAGCGCCGCGCGAUACACUACGGUGGGAAUGGCGCCUUACAGCAUGACGACACCGACCAACACAUGGAUGUUGAGGAACGUGACACAGAAAACCUCCCUCUCGUGCCAAGGGUAAAAAAAGAGAAGAACGCCGGCAAGAAAGUCAUCAAAGAUCUACAGUUCUGCAAAAAUCUGUUAAUGGAAAUGGAAUGCCACGAGCACGCGUGGCCGUUCCUGCUGCCCGUCAACACGAAGCAGUUCCCUCAGUACAAGAAGGUCAUCAAAUGUCCCAUGGACCUCUCAACCAUCAAGAGGAAACUGCAGGACAACAUUUACAAAUGUAAGGAGGAGUUCGCCUCCGACGUCCGCCUGAUCUUCAGCAACUGCGAGGUGUUCAACGAGGACGACAGCCCCGUGGGCCGCGCCGGUCACAACAUGAGGCAGUACUUCGACGAGCGCUGGACUCAAAUCUGA
Molecule: messenger RNA, 7980 nt
Organism: Arctia plantaginis
Lineage: Eukaryota; Metazoa; Arthropoda; Insecta; Lepidoptera; Erebidae
Source: the annotation of a GenBank genome assembly